This is a messenger RNA of Xyrauchen texanus (razorback sucker), 1182 nucleotides long. RefSeq lists its product as uncharacterized. Lineage: Eukaryota; Metazoa; Chordata; Actinopteri; Cypriniformes; Catostomidae. Bases 228 to 1154 code for a protein of 308 amino acids. The record is from RefSeq and is a predicted model, not a curated record. The transcript is spliced from 10 exons.
UAUCAUGAUGUCAGGUGUAAUAAAAGCAGGUCAAAGGUCACAGGGUCAAUGUCAGGAGCAGACAGUGAUCUGAAACACUAAAGCACAGAUUACUAGAGACAGUCAUAAAAACAUCUUAAAUGAAAAGUGUGUUUAAUGCUUCUGUAUUUAUAUUUAUAUAUACUGUAGUUUUAUCUGCAUCUUUCUUUCAGCUCUUUUAAAAUCUUCCUUUGGAAAACUUCUGAAUUAUGCAGAGAUUGAGAGAGUCAGUAAUAUCAGUCUUCUUUGGGAUAAUGUUUCUGUACUGCCUCUGUAAAAUCAUUUACAUUUUAGUUGCAGAUAUUGGAAAGAAAAGUGGACGGAUAAUUGACAUAUUUGACGUUGUGUCUGAUAUGAUCUUUGAGUUUCUGCCAACAUUACAAUUCAUUCUUCUGUUCUACAUGUUUGGAUCAGCGAGAGGAGGACUUUUCAUUGUUGUGCUUUUACCAAUGAUGCUAACAAUGACAAAUGACACAAUGUUUUAUAGAUGCUACUACAGGCUCCGCUGUUCACUUUCGGUCAGAAGAACAGUGCAGUUAAUAUUAAUGUUAGUGAUGAAUGCAGUGAUGAUGGGUUUACUCAUCAUGACACUGGAAACUGAAACAGAUCCUAUUGGAUGGGCCUGUGUGAUUGUGUUUCUGCAAAUACUCUGGACAGUUAUGAAGAUGACAGAUAGCUAUUAUUAUUUUUCAAUUUCUCGAGGUUUUCAUCGUUAUGUGUCUGUGUAUCUGUUUGGAUCAGUUGGUGUUGUUUUAAUAAGCGCUGUUGCUCUGAUGACAGAACUGAUACUGAAAACAGUUAAUGGUGAACGUGCUGUGAUGGAUCUGAGAUUCGUUCUGUUUCCCUCUGAAACUCUCUUUGUCGUGUCUCUGAUGAUUUUAGCAACAUUUCCAUCCAUGAUUCCCAAAAUAUUAAAGUGUCUGCAGUCUUGUCAGGAUAAAGUGAGGUGUAAUAAAACAGACACCAGAUCACAACAAAACCAAAGUCCUCAUAAUGCAGCAGGAUCAGAUGAAACUCCAGGAACCAGAUCAAACCAGAACCAGAACUCAGCAGAAUCUCAUGAAACUUCAGCAUUGACUGGAGGAGAUCUUAAAGAUGCAGAUGAAGGACAGAGGUCAUGUGAUUCAGUGGUCUGACACACACAGUAAUAAGAGAGACAUAUGC